This is a messenger RNA of Quercus lobata, 1170 nucleotides long. RefSeq lists its product as uncharacterized. The coding region runs from base 1 to 1170 and encodes 389 amino acids. Lineage: Eukaryota; Viridiplantae; Streptophyta; Magnoliopsida; Fagales; Fagaceae. Gene Ontology annotation, molecular function: nucleic acid binding. The record is from RefSeq and is a predicted model, not a curated record. The transcript is spliced from 3 exons.
AUGAAGAGAUAUCUAGAAGAGGUGAAGAAUCGAAUCGAUAGUCUCGAAGUCAGAUUUGUUCAAAUCCCAAGGAGGGAAAAUGAAUGUGCCGACCGCCUAGCAAAAGCGGCCUUGGCAGAAUUUAUGCUUGUCCCCGAACAAGUAUUGUCAUUUGUUCAAAUCUCCUCACUGAUUGAUGACGGAACAAAUGUGCAAGAAGUAGAUUCUGAAAGAAAUUGGACUACGCCAUUGAUAUCGUACCUGAAGACUAGCGUAUUACCAGACGAGAAUGACGCCGCCAGGAAGUUAAAGGUCCAAGCUGCACGGUUUGUGCUAAUAAAAGAUGUCUUAUACAAAAGAGGAUUCUCUCGAUCGUAUCUGAGGUGUUUAAGCCACGAGGAAGCAAAUUACGUAAUGAGAGAAGUCCACGAGGGUAUCUGCGAAAACCACUCGGGGGCACGGUCAUUAAUACACAAGUUGAUCCGAGCAGGAUACUAUUGGCCUAUAAUGCUAAAAGAUACACAAGCUUAUGUCAAGGCCUGCAACAAAUGUCAAAGGUUCAGUAAUCUCAUCAGGCAACCGUCCAAAGAGCUGACUCCCAUGACAGCCCCUUGGCCCUUUGCUCAAUGGGGACUAGAUAUCAUGGGCCCCUUCCCAACAGCAGUUAGGUACGGAAUACCUAGAGUGCUUGUCUCCGACAACGGGAAGCAAUUCGACAACAGCGCAUUUAGGGACUUCUGUUCAAAGCUAGCAAGAACACCCACUAGAGAAACGCCUUUUCGACUAGCAUACGAAAGUGACAUUGUCAUCCCAGCAGAAGUAGGGCUCACAAGCUAUCAAGUGGAGAACUACGACGAGAUUAAGAACGAAGAGGCCAUGCGCCUUCAACUCGACCUGGUGGAUGAAGUACGAGUGACAGCGGAGCAAAGGAUGGCGCGAUAUCAGAAUCUCAUGGCGAAACACUACAACUCCAAUGUCAAGCAUAGAGACUUUCAGGCUGGAGAUCUUGUACUACGAAAGGUAAUGGGUGCUACUAGAGAUCCUUCGCAAGGAAAGCUCAGCCCCAAUUGGGAAAGACCCUACAGGAUCACAUCAUGGCAGAGGAAGAGCACCUACCACCUCAAGAAGCUAGACGGUCAAAAACUUCAGCACCCAUGGAACACGGAGCACCAACGGAAAUACUAUCAGUAG